Messenger RNA from Camelina sativa (false flax), 1510 nucleotides. Lineage: Eukaryota; Viridiplantae; Streptophyta; Magnoliopsida; Brassicales; Brassicaceae. The record is from RefSeq and is a predicted model, not a curated record.
AUGGAAAGAGACUUAUGUAGCUGCGGCCGAAUAAUUGUAAUUUUGAAACUUUUAUUUUGCAUUUCAAUAUCGGUGACGUGCAGCCGAAUAAUCGAAGAGUACAAGGACGAGAUGGAAAAAUUAGCCAAUAGACUUAUGUCUAGCAUAUUGGGCUCACUUGGUGUGACCGUGGACGACAUAGAAUGGGGUCAGAAACCAGGGAACUCUGGAUCAAAAGUGGGGCGAGGCGCCAUACGGCUAAACCAUUACCCGGUGUGUCCUGAACCAGAACGAGCCAUGGGUCUAGCCGCUCAUACAGACACCACAAUCCUAACCAUUCUGCACCAGAGCAACACGGGAGGGCUACAAGUGUUCAGGGAAGAGUCCGGCUGGAUUAACGUUGAGCCGAGUCCUGGUAUUCUGGUGGUGAACAUUGGCGAUCUCUUUCACAUCUUAUCGAAUGGGAAAAUACCAAGCGUGGUUUACCGAGCCAACUUUAACCAUACUCGCUCAAGGAUUUCAAUAGCGUAUUUAUGGUGUGGUCCAGCUGGUAAUGAUGUUGAAAUCAAACCUAUACCUAAGAUCAUCGGUCCUGUUGGACAAUCUCUAUACCGAUCAGUUACUUGGAAGGAAUAUCUUCAAAUAAAAUACAAGGUUUUCUGGCAUUGGGAUUUUAAGCAAAGUCUCUCAGGCCGUUGUCAAUGGGGAGUGGACACUACCCCGUGGAAGGAAUCCCCAAGUUCAACUUCUGCGAACCUGUUUACAAGAUCAUCCCCUCCCAUCAAACGCUUCAGGCACUGACCUCUUUCAUUGGAGACUUACCCCAGAGCAGGAACAAGGUACCUUCUCCUCCCAAAAAGUAUGCAACCACCUCCAUCCUCCAGGACCUCCGGUCUCAUGGCAUUCCCAGGUUUGGUUUAAGGAAAAAAUACCGAAAUUGGCUUUUAUGACAUGGUUGACAGCACUAAACAGGCUAACAACAAGGGACCGAUUGCGAAGCUGGAACUUGCAGGUGCCACCAGAUUGCCUUCUUUGCCUUGCGGGGGAGGAGACCAGGGAUCACCUCUUCUUCCAGUGCUCCUUCUCGAAGGUGCUAUGGCUUGACUUCUUUGCUCCUAUCCACACUGCGCAGCAACCUCAGACUUUUACGGCCUACCUGGACUGGAUAAAAUCCCCAACCCCAAACAGGAAGCUAAAUGUCAUUUGUAAAUUGAUCUUUCAAGCCCUCCUCUACUCAAUUUGGUCAGAGCGCAAUGUCAGGCUUCACACUACAACUUUCUCUUCUGUGGAAAGUAUCAAAAAGGAUAUCCAAUUAUUACUAAGGAGACGACUCAUUGGGCUUGACAACUUGGGCAAUGGUUCAGUUAUUCCAACUCCACUAAAUGACACCUACCUACACCAUUGGUUUCAGAAUUUCCAAGUCCAUUGAUAUGGCAUGCUUUCUUGAGAGCUGUAAAAAGGAAGUCUUUUUGAUUUUCCAUCCUUGUGCUAUGAAACUCAACAUGUAAGGCUCUCCUGGACUUUAUUUAAA